This is a messenger RNA of Closterium sp. NIES-65, 702 nucleotides long. The record is from the annotation of a GenBank genome assembly. NCBI's taxonomy places the organism in Eukaryota, Viridiplantae, Streptophyta, Zygnematophyceae, Desmidiales, Closteriaceae.
AUGGCUUCCUCACCCGAUUCAAGCAGUACGGCAGUUAGGCGGCAGUGGCCUUCUAACUCUCAGUCUGCCGCUGCUGCACGCCCACAGACGUCGCCUCGCCCCGUCUUGCCCCAGCCGUCUCCUCCUGGUAGUGCUUCUACCAGGGAUGAACCGAGCAGUAGCUCUGAAGCCCCUCGCCCUCCCCUUCCACGAGUGGCUGUCCCCACUUUCCCGGAGAGUAAGCGCCCGCAGGGACAGACGAAACGCUACGCGGAUGGUGAGACACCAUCCCCUCGCCAUCGUAUGACGAAGAAAGUGCGUCACGGGAUCACUGUGAAGGAAAAGUUGCACUGGCUGAAGAUGCAAGACGCUCAGCCCGAUCUUGGGAAUCGCGCCCUGGCAAAGCUCGCGAAGGUGCAGCCCUGCCAGAUCCGCGACUGGAAGAAGCUGAGGGAACGGCUGGAGGUCGCAUCUAGCUGCCGCCGUCGCCUCGUGGGUUCCGGCCGCAAGGCGAAGUACCCGUUCAUGGAACGGGCGGCGGCAGAGGAGGAUGACGCCACAGAGGAGGCAGCGGAGGCGGUAGAGGAGGAGUGGAAUGCGCCUGAAGAAGGUGGUGAGGCGGGAGAGUGCAACGAUGAUGAUGAUGACUGGUGGCGCCCUGGCCGCUACGACGGAGAGGAGUGUGAAGAGUGGAACGCAGAGGCCAAUGUGGAGGAGGAGUAG